Molecule: messenger RNA, 1074 nt
Organism: Eremothecium cymbalariae DBVPG#7215
Lineage: Eukaryota; Fungi; Ascomycota; Saccharomycetes; Saccharomycetales; Saccharomycetaceae
Gene: ANY1
Product: Any1p
Exons: 1
Coding region: 1-1074 (357 amino acids)
Biological process (GO): phospholipid translocation; retrograde transport, endosome to Golgi
Cellular component (GO): endosome; trans-Golgi network
Source: RefSeq, a predicted model, not a curated record
AUGGAUGAGGUUGUUGAUGUUGAUAACGUACUGGAAAAUAUAAAUCCUAAUGUGGGAGUGGAAUUACCAACCUUUGGUUCCUAUUUCCCCAGGGUUGAUCAAUUUUACAUCCCCACAUGGUUAACGAUGCAAUUUCUUGCCAACAAUCUGAUUUGUUUUACGCCAUUAUUCUCAUAUGGAACUACUGUGUGGAGUAUAAAACGGUCCAAGACUGCGUUAGGAUUUUCGAUUGAUAUCUGUGCUACGAUGUUAAUCGCGAGUAUUUUAAGGGUUUCUUACUACUUAAUUACCCCAUACGAGGUGACUCUUCUAAUGCAAUCAUUGGUUAUGAUUUUUAUACAGAUUAUACUGUUAUAUACCAGUUUGCAGUUUAGACCAGAAGAAUACAAAUUUGACAGGUUGAAGCCCGUUGAAUCACUCUCGCAGUUAUUCAAAGAUUCUUGGAGAGAAUUUUUCCCGGUGAAUCCUUAUAGGUCUGAUUGGAAGGGCUUUUUUAAGGCUUUGAAUUCAAAUGAUGUUCUGGGGUUUUCUGAACGGAUGGUGUUAGUUUUAUUUUACAAAGUAUUAAAGUUCUUCGAUCCCAGUUAUCAACGGGUUAAUGCUUUUUGGCAAUGGAAUGACGUGAGGAAGUUUUGGAGUUUUUUACUGUGGUUUGCCGUAUCUCAGCUUUGCAUUACCGUGUUUGUGGCUAAAAUUAUGAAUUGGGAUUCAAUAACUCAGUGGACAGGUUCUUUAGUUGGAUCACUAGGUCUUUUAAUAGAAUCGCUCUUACCACUACCCCAAAUUUCAAUUUUACAUAAACUUAAGACAGUUCAAGGGUUCAAGCUGAUCUUGUUGGUGAGCUGGCUUUGUGGUGAUAUACUGAAAAUCAGUUAUUUGGCUUUUGGGGCUAAGAAUAUAUCUUUCAUGUUUUUAUUCUUUGCUUUAUUUCAAAUGUGCUUGGAUAUAUAUAUAGCGUUCCUCUAUGUCUACUACAAGUACUACUUUGCCAAACGGAGGAGAGGGUCGCUGCCACCACUUAUAGAGUUGCAGGAUUUGUCCAUAAGUGAACUAAAAACAGUUCAUAAUGUAUAA